CUUUGCUAAGAACAAUAACAUCGCACACCUACGUACGGCUGUGUAUCACCCACAGUCUAACGGACUUGCUGAACGAGCUGUUCGUACGAUUAAGGAAGCGCUAAAGAAGAUGAGCGAAGGCACACUUGAAGAGAAGCUAGUCAAAGUUCUUUUCAACUACAGGAGAACGCCGUGCCACGAGGGAAAAUCCCCUUCCGAACUUCUAUUCGGCUACUUGAUCCGCUCGCGCUUGGACUCGUGUUUCCCACCUUUCCCAGGGUCAACCCAGGAGACGGAAGAGUGGACACUGCCGCCCGACACAGCCGUGUACGCCCGUAACUACGGCCAGGGGGAGAAAUGGACACCAGGGAAAGUGCAGUCCACUACAGGGUCACGCAUGGUCACCAUACAAACGCCUACUGGGGUGGUUCGACGUCACAUAGACCAAGUGCGUUCCAGGCCGAGCCCGGCAUCCGCUCGGAGCGGCGUUCGAGACCAAGACGAGGGGAGCCCUUCGGCUGCAGCUGCGCCCGCACCGACCGACAACGAAGGCGAUUUGAACGAGCAGCCUACAGACCAGGUGGCGCCGGCACAAGCGUCGCCGCCUAUCCAGAAGGCGCAGAAACCCCCUCAAGCUUUGCGACGAUCUACUCGGGAAAGGAAGCCUGUACAGCGUCUUCAAUACUAAGGGAGGAGAAAUGUUGUAAAUCAUCUUGAUAUGCUAUCUCCCGCCCCCUGAGCCAGGCGUGUGACGUAUCAACAACAGCAGCGUUAUGUCUUUCCUCGCCCUUUCUCCCUUCCCAACUCCCUCUCUCUUGCUUGCGUUAAAUACUCUGUUCACGGACGAAUAAACGUUCUUUUCCAGUCCCCCAGCGCUGGUCUCGUCAGUCGU
Messenger RNA from Ixodes scapularis (black-legged tick), 871 nucleotides. RefSeq lists its product as uncharacterized. Bases 110 to 667 code for a protein of 185 amino acids. The transcript has a single exon. Lineage: Eukaryota; Metazoa; Arthropoda; Arachnida; Ixodida; Ixodidae. The record is from RefSeq and is a predicted model, not a curated record.